CAUCAGAGGCCACAUAGCGGCUCGUUCACCUCACAGGAGAAGCCGGCUGAGGAGGUGGGGACGGAGUCACCCUUCCAUGAGUUCUCCAAGUUCAGCGGAGACCUUGGCCUAAAACUGGAACAUCAGUUGGCUGAUGCUGCUGUGGGAAGAACUCACCAAGGGCCACACCUCAGUGCCAAGACUCCUGGGAAAUGGUGUCCUGUCCGGGCAGGAGUGACAGCUCGAGACUGUGGCAGGGUCCAGGACGCCCAGCCCCUCGUGGACGCCCGCGCCCCACGGAGCCUCAGCCACCUCCACCUGAAACUCAAGAAGCUGAAGCUGGAGGGGGAACGGCUUGCCAUCAUCGACAGGGACAACCGCCUGCUGCUGGAGAAGUUGUCCUGCAUCCUGAGGACCAGGGGACAGACUGAGAGCAGAAACAACUGCACCCAGAAGAGUGGUCAUUUGGAAAUGCAGAAACGUGCCUCACAUCCAUUCUGUGGCUCCCCAUUGCCUUCAAGUCUAAACAGGGGGAAAAGAGAACAGGAACUCCACAGAGUGCAAGGAGAAAACAAAACCGUUCUGGAAAGGACCAGAAACCCAGAGCCAUCAUCACACAGAACCCAGAGGGGGCAGGAGACCGGGACAGGCUGGCAGGUACCCGGACGCUGGCACAGGGUGUCCUGGGAGACUGCAGAAAAGCACAAGGACAAGGACAUUUUAGUCUAUUGUCUGCAACCAUUUGCCAAAUGGUCCUACCCUAAAAAUAGAUGACGUGGAACAAUGACUCAACUGAUGAAUUCAUCCAUUUCCUCACGCAAAAAAUUACAGGGAAAUGAAAACGAACUCAGCUGAUUGACCAUAGGUCGAGAGAGAGAGAUUUGGUGAAAAAUAAUAACUUAGCAGGAUAGUACGCAUGAAAUAUCACUAGGAAAUCGUGGGACAGCCCUGAAUCAGCUGGGGCACACUGUGUCCAGAGAGGCAAAGAAAAUUAAUAAUUUGCAAAAGUUUGUCAGAUAAUUUAAAAUCUAAAUUCUCUCUCUUCAUCUUAUUCUUGUUGCUGGCAAAACCAUAAUUUUGAAUGAAAAAAAUAAGAUUUUAAUUUUGUCAUUAAUUAUCCUGCUUAUUAAUGUUCCAAUGAAUCAAAUUAAAGAAUUGUAAAAUCUUCACUUGCUCCCCUUACCUGUAUAUAUAGCCACUAUGUUGUGGGUCAUUUCAGCAGAUUUCUUUCCUUUGAAGUCUAGUCCAUUGUAAGAAAUUGCAUAAACACCAAAGUUUAAAUAAGCACCCUCAGCCCCAAACCCCUGCCCCUGAGCAUGCCCUAGGCCCCACGGGCCCUCAGCCCAAUGCCCUCCUUCGAGGGACCCUGCUCCUUUAGGGAGCUGCUGGCCUCACAGGCAUCUGCGUAUGCAAUGGUUGGGAUGUUGAGAAGCCCCAGCUUGCCUGCCUGCUUGCCUUGGACAUUUCUUACAGAAUCUCGAGAACAGCGGCAACAAGCACCUUUUCCAAAGAUGCAUAACUAAUAAUUACUAAUACGGAGGCAUUCAGAAAAUCUAAUUUAUUUUUCAGUUUACAUUGAAACCUCGAGUAUUUCAUUUCAAAUCUUUAUUUUUUUUAAAGAUUUUAUUUAUUUAAGAGAGAGUGAGAGAUCAUGAGCAGGGGGAGGGGUAGAGAGAGAAGCAGUCUCCCUGCUGAGCAAGGAGCCUGAUGUGGGACUCGAUCCCAGGAUCCUGAGAUCAUGACCUGAGCCAAAGGCAGACACUUCACUGAGCCACCCAGGCACCCCUUAAAUCUUUAUUCUUAAUUACAAUACUUAUGUUUGUUUAUUGCGAAAAAUGAAACAUCAAACAGUAAAGUGUGUAAGUAAAAUGUGGGGAUUCUCUUGGACUGAACUCCUUAGAAGUAAUCACUAUUAACUUGCUAGUGAGCAUUGACUUUUAUUCAUUAUGUAUAUAUAUUUGUUUAUCUAAACAAAAAUGGGAUCACACUCUAUUCAGUUUUCUGUGAAUUGCUCAU
Messenger RNA from Ailuropoda melanoleuca (giant panda), 1995 nucleotides. It is a transcript of the gene CFAP97D2, whose product is annotated as CFAP97 domain containing 2. NCBI's taxonomy places the organism in Eukaryota, Metazoa, Chordata, Mammalia, Carnivora, Ursidae. The record is from RefSeq and is a predicted model, not a curated record. The annotation marks the transcript as partial. The transcript has 7 exons.